UAGAUUUUGGGCAACAUUAAACGAGUUAACUUUAAAAAGUACUAGUACAUUUUUUAGAAAUACAUUUGUUUAUUGUUUCAUGGCGUUCGGUUAAUUUAAUAGACGUGUUUUAGUGUUUUAUGAGUGACGGAACGGCGUUACAUGAGGUUACAUCAUGCGAGUUUCCACACGGAGGUUUUAUUAGCUGGACCGUAACAGCUCAUACAGAAACAAAACCGACUAGCAACACCAGUCUAUGAAAUUCUGAUCACCUUGACUUCUGCAUAGGUUACUUCAUCACUAUUUUUAUUUGAAGACUUACACGAGACGAUGGGAGUGCCUAAGUUUUAUCGAUGGAUAUCAGAGCGGUAUCCGUGUCUGAGUGAAGUUGUCAAAGAGCAUCAGAUCCCAGAGUUCGACAACCUGUAUUUAGACAUGAACGGGAUCAUCCACCAGUGUUCGCACCCAAAUGAUGAGGAUGUGCACUUCCGUAUUUCUGAAGAGAAGAUAUUCGCUGACAUUUUUCACUAUCUGGAAGUGCUCUUUCGCAUCAUUAAGCCAAGGAAAGUGUUCUUCAUGGCCGUCGAUGGAGUCGCACCCAGAGCCAAAAUGAACCAGCAGCGUGGGAGAAGAUUCAGGUCAGCAAAAGAGGCAGAGGAGAAAAUCAAGAAGGCCUUGGAGAAGGGAGAAGUUUUGCCCACAGAGGCCCGAUUUGACUCUAACUGCAUCACUCCGGGAACGGAUUUCAUGGCCAGGCUACAGGAACAGCUUAAAUAUUUCGUUCACAAUAAACUGUCCACAGACAAAACAUGGCAGGGAGUGAAUGUGUAUUUGUCUGGUCAUGAGACCCCUGGUGAAGGAGAGCACAAAAUCAUGGAGUUCAUUCGCUCUGAGAGCACCAAACCGGGUCAUAACCCAAACACAAGACACUGCCUUUAUGGCCUGGAUGCCGAUCUGAUAAUGCUUGGCUUGACCAGCCAUGAGCCUCAUUUUUCUCUCCUCAGAGAGGAGGUUCGCUUUGGAGGCAAAAAGUCACAAAAGAGGAUAACAGCUCCUGAGGAGACGACCUUUCAUCUGCUUCAUCUCUCCCUUAUGAGGGAAUACAUUGACUAUGAGUUUUCAGAGCUCAGGAAAAAGAUCUCAUUUGAGUAUGACCUGGAGCGGAUCAUAGACGACUGGGUUCUGAUGGGUUUCCUGGUGGGGAAUGACUUCAUCCCUCAUCUUCCUCACCUGCACAUCAAUCAUGACGCACUCCCGCUGCUCUAUCGCACCUACAUUAAUGUGCUGCCAAGUCUAGGAGGAUACCUGAAUGAAAACGGACACCUCAACCUCACCCACUUUGAGAAGUACCUAGAGAAGUUAUCAGAUUUUGACCGGGAGCACUUCAGUGAGGUGUUUGUGGACCUGAAGUGGUUUGAGAGUAAGGUGGGGAACAAAUAUGUGAACGAAGCUGCGGGGCUGGCAGCUGAGGAGGCUGAUGGCAGAGACUUGAAGAAGAGUAAAUCUUCAGACGACUCUCUGUGUCUCGCGGCUCUUGAUGGAGUCAGAGAUUCUCACAGCACUGCAGGAAGAGCAGAAGGCGCAGAGGAGGACGGAGAGGACGAUGACAUGUUUGAAACAGAAUUUCGACAAUAUAAACGCACCUACUACAUGACCAAAAUGGGUGUUGAAGUCGUCUCAGAUGAGUUUUUGGCCAAUCAGGCUAAAUGUUACGUAGAGGGAAUCCAGUGGAUCUUGCAUUACUACUAUCACGGAGUUCAGUCUUGGAGCUGGUAUUAUCCAUACCACUACGCUCCUUUCCUCUCUGACGUGAGGAACAUCUCUGGUCUCUCGCUGACCUUUGACCUGGCCAAACCCUUUAUGCCGUUUGAGCAGCUCUUGGCCGUCCUGCCAUCAGCCAGCAAAGACCUUCUUCCUCAGUGCUACCAGCAUCUGAUGACGUCACUGAGCUCCCCCAUUGUCGAGUAUUACCCACAGGACUUCAAAACUGACCUGAACGGCAAACAGCAGGAGUGGGAAGCAGUGGUGCUCAUCCCGUUCAUUGACGAGAAAUGCUUGUUAGCAGCUAUGGAGCCCUACACUCAUAAUCUGACCCCAUCGGAGAAGGCCAGGAACAGGCAUACGGAGUGUGCAGUUUACUGCUACGAUAAAGACCUGGAUUAUCCCUAUAAUUCCCCAGAUCCGCAGAUCUUCCCCAAUAUCGUCCACUGCCAUGCCAGGCAAACACCGGUCCCGAUGGAUGCCUGGCGUGUAUCACCUGAUCAUGUGCGAUGCAGGAUCGACAGAGGAGCGCUUUACUUCUGCGGCUUCCCCACAUUACAGCACAUCCGUCAUAAAUUUUACAAGAAGAAAAGUGGAGUGAUGGUGUUUCAACAAAGCAGCAGAGGAGAAAACAUGAUCCUGGAUAUUUUGCCAAGCCAUGAGAUGGUGCAGGUGGAAGAGGUUGCAGCGCUGGUUCUUGGAAGAUCUUUGUUUGUGAACUGGCCACAUUUGAUGGAAGCUCGGGUUGUAGCCGUUUCAGAUGGAGAGACAAAAUUUUCAUUAGAGGAGCCUGCAGGAUCACAGGUGUUGUACAUGGAAAACAAUCCACCACCCACUAAAGUCAGCCGUGUGACUGAUAAAGAGCAGAAGGACUGGGUCAAAGAAGUGCAAGGCCUCACAGAGCAUUUUAGCAAGCGUAAAGGCAUAGCAAUCAAUGAGACGGAUGUGUUGGUUUACGGCCAGCUGCUGACAGGCAGGAAGUAUGUCAUCGGUCAGAACGGAAAAGUCCAUUUGGAGAAGCAGUUUGCCAAGCAGGUCCUGCCCUUUCCAUAUCAGACCAUUGUGAAGGAUAUCAAGGCCUUUGAUUCCUCAUUGGCGCGCUUCAAAACACUGGAGGAGCUGUUUCCUCUGGGAACCACAGUCUUUAUGGUUGGAAAUCCAUAUUACGGUGCAAUGGGAGAAGUGCAAGACUCUAGUGAUGUCAUCAGUGAGGGACGAGUCAGAGUGGUUUUCUCUGUACCGUGUGAACCUCAGCUCGAUGCCUUAAUACAGAAUCAGCAUAAAUACUCUGUGAAGUACAGUCCCGGGUAUGUACUCGCCUCACGCCUCGGUAUCACUGGCUACCUCGUCUCAAGGUUCUCUGGUAGCAUCUUCAUCGGAAGAGGAUCCAAGAAAAAUCCACAUGGAGAGCAGAAAGUCAACGUAGGCCUUAAUCUCAAGUUCAACAAAAAGAACGAGGAAGUUCCUGGCUACACCAAGAGAACAGAGAAGGAGUGGCUCUACUCUGCUGCUGUUGAGGAACUAAUAGCUGAAUACCUAGAACGAUUUUCAGAGGUGUUUGACCAUGUAGCACGAAACAGCCACGAUGACAUAUUUUACGAAGACGACAUCUGGCCGGGAGAGGAUGAGAAUGGAGUGGAAAAGGUCCAAGAGAUCCAGGGCUGGUUGAAAACGCAUCCAGUGAGCUCCAUCUCCAGAGCAUCAUGUGAUCUGCAGAUCCUGGAUGCUGGUAUUGUGGAGAAGAUUGAGGAGGAGCUGGAGAAAACGAAGGCAAAGAAGAUGAACAAGAAAGUGCGGGUCACCGUGAAGCCCCAUCUGCUUUUUAGGCCUCUGGAGCAGCAGCACGGUGUUGUUCCAGAUCCUGAUUCAGAAUAUCAUCUGUUUGACCGUGUGGUCAAUGUGAGAGAGAGCUUUUCUGUUCCACUCGGCCUUCGAGGAACCAUCAUCGGCAUCAAAGGAGCUGACCGUGAGGCUGAAAUUCUAUAUGAGGUGAUAUUUGAUGAGGAGUUUGCUGGAGGACUCACUAUCAGGUGUUCUCCUGGCCGUGGGUAUCGUUUGCCCCCUAGUGCCUUAAUCAACCUGAGCCAUGGCAGCAGGAAGGAGCUGGGCUCACACAAACUCACUGCCAUCGUCAAACCUCAACCCUCAUCUUCAUCACAAAUCUCAAACAAGAGCCAGCUGGGUGGCCUUAAUCACUCACCACGCUCACCGUUCAUACCUACACAGCAGAAUGGCAGACAAAGUUUUAAUCUCAGGGGUGACACUCAGGGCAACAGGAACUCGCCACAUAAAGCCCUCAACCAGAGAAACCAACAAAAGGGGUCUAGUAAUGAGAAAGAGUUCAGUAAUGUAUGGCAGUCCCUUCAGAAUUCAGCAAUGCCCCAGAAACCACCAGCCCACUGGCAAAAUAAUGCUGGUAAAAGCCAGAUGCCACAUCAGAAUCAGCUGGAAGGACAAAAUAAACAGAGCCAAGGCAACGACACAUCCAUCAAACUUGGUUUGGGUGGUAAUAUUAGACUCCUGAAGAGAAAUGAGGAUCUAAAUACCGCUCUGCAGGGGCCUUCAAAUAAGGCAUCUACAGAGUUUGAGGAGCUUAUAGCCAAUCUUAAAAUCUCAAAGGAUCCUGAACCUCCUCAGCAUGAACCACCUAAAGAGCCCAAGGCCCCGUCAGCAGAGCCUCUCUCCCCACAAUCCUUUGCCAUGAAGGGAACUCUAGUAUUGAAAGAGAUGUUGAAGAUCGACAGCUCCGGAGCAAGUUCCUCUGCCCCUGAUUCUGGCGGCCCCAAUGCCCAGCAGCAGUGCAAGAGACGCUCCAGCAAGAAACUAGCUGCUCGGAUAAACACUCCUCAGCCUGAAACAGCUCCGGCUGCUGCUGCUGCUCCUCCUCCUCCUCCUCCUCCUCAUCCUCUGGCUGGUCAGCCACCCCUCCUGCCCAGCAUGGCCACUGAACUAGGACGGGUGUGCAUGGGGCUCCGGAUGGGACCUCCAGAGUUUGCCUUCCUCCGCAACAGACAGAGUCUGAUCUUGUGUCAGGUGAAGUUGUCGAAUGGUCUGAUGGUUCACGGCCCUCAGUGUCAGUCAGAAACCGAAGCUAAAGAGAAAGCUGCUCUCUUCACCCUUCAACGAUUGAACUCGCUGGGCUCUUUCCCAUUGCCUCCUCCCAUAUUCCCUGGAGUCCAGCAGAUGAGACCGCUUGCACCUCAUCCCUCCAUGUUCGGACAGCCAGGAGGUGGGUUUCUGAUGCCCCCUCAAGGGUACGGGCCUCUUCCCUGGGGGAUGCAGUUUCCCCAUCAGGGGCAGCCGUUCUUUGGAGGAACUUUUCCUGGAGCACGAGGCCCUGUGCCAUCAGCAGCCGGCGGAUCCCAUAACCAGUUUGUUCCCCUUCAGGUGACCAAGAAACGAGUUUCAGGCAGAACCAAGAACCAAGAAUCAAAUCAAGCUCAGAGUGGCUCACCCUAUGGCGUUCAGACCCCUGCAGUGCCUCCAUCAGCCCCUAAAACUCCACCAUCCACCAACGCCCACGAGCAUGCAGAAAAGCCCACCGCAACUACACCCAAGACCCCCAAGCAGAAUGCCAAUCCCCACACCCCCGGCUCCGCAUCCAAGAGGAAACACCGGAAACUGGCAGUCAACUUUGAGGCUGCUAAGGUGACGGACUGAAUCAUUUUCUAAGUAUAAAAAGAAGAGCGAUAUGAAACCCCAUAUUUCAUAGCCAAAAACAAAAAAAGAUGCAGCUGUCCGUCUUCAUGAUUUGAUCAUGCUUGGUGAGACAAAUUAUUUAUCACUAGCUUUGAAUUGGUAUUCCUUUUAUAAGUUGGCAUUUUGUUUGAGUGAAGGUAACGCCGGAGAGCAUUUUAUUAAUCAACUGCACCAAAAAUGAUCAUAGAAUCAUGAAAGGAGAAAAAAAAGGGUUUUAUAUUUACCUCAGCUUUUUUCUUUUUCAUAUUUUGACCCCAUCUCAGACCUUGAAGCUUUUAUCAUGUUCACUGGUUACUUUCUAUGCUGGAUUUUAAUAUUCAAAGUGCAAUAAUUAGUUUUGUAGACUGGACAUUAUGCACAAAUACAGUGUGGCAUAAGCUGCUGCAAUACAUCUGUAUUAAUAUUUCAUAUUUAGUUCAUUUUUUUUUUCUCAUAUUGCACAGUGGUGCAGUCCAGCAUGGAAGGCUAAAAAAAAAACGUUAUCACCCGACAGUGUAACUAGGAAAGCAGUCAGAUUGAUCUCUUGGGUCUAGUUUGAGAGCCCACACAUUGCUUUGCUGAAGAUUUUGUUUUAAGCACUAAAGCAGGUGUUAAAACCAGCCCGUAAUGUCCACCUUGCCGGGAAGCACACUGAUUUAAGCAAACCUAAUCUCUGUGGAUUAUUAUAUAAUUGUGUGUGUGUGUAAAUAUAAAUAGACUAAAUGUGGUGGGGAGGGAAAGAGGGGGUGCAAAUUUAAACACAAUUGCCUUUCUAAUAAGAUGUUGCUCGAAUGGUGUUUUCUUAUGGGUUGUGAAACAUUUCAAAUUGAUUUUAUUUUUGUAUUAGCCUACAUUUCUUUCCAGGGGGAGAUGUUUCAGUUCUGUGGUUUUAAAAUGAAUUCUUUGUGUAUUUAGAUCUAUGGAUUUUAUACGCACCGUUUUACAGAUGGAUAAAUUACAAUUGUUAAUAUUUCUCUUUGGAACUAUGCCGGCACCCCAUUUGUUUCUUUUUUUUCCAUCUUCUCUGCCUAUUUGUAUCCUAACAGAUCUCUUUUGUACAAGUUUUAAAAUGUUGAACGUACGAAACCCUUUUAUUUUUUAAUUCUCAGUUAUUUAAUGACCAUGACAAAAACGAGCGCAUUUCCUGACAAGGUGGUGCGCUUUAAAUACACUUUUGUUAUCAUAAUAAACAUUUUGCUAUCAUAAA
This is a messenger RNA of Danio rerio (zebrafish), 6625 nucleotides long. The record is from RefSeq and is a predicted model, not a curated record. NCBI's taxonomy places the organism in Eukaryota, Metazoa, Chordata, Actinopteri, Cypriniformes, Danionidae.